GGAACUUUUUUGGAGAGUUGCAAGAAAAAUUACCAGGGCAAGUUGACGCCUGUGUGCUGCUGGCAGUCUGUACGGAUUGAGGGGCUCUCUCUAGACACAUCUUACGGACCCGACAUAUCGUACCAGGAACUGACAUACCGCAAAGAUGCCGAAAGCAACUACACCAUCAUUGUCCAAUAAAAGGCGACACAACCCUCUCGAAGAUGACCUUCUCGCGACGGGAGUGCUCAAAAACCGGGAGGGGCGGCCCUCGAAGCGGGCCGACAGGAAGCAGGCCGAGGAGCAAGCCUACGUCGAUGCCAAAUCGUCGCGCAAGAUUCUGGCCAUGAGCCGCGAACUCAUAGACGAAGAGGAGCUUCAAUCUGGGGCUAGGGACACGGCUGUGCCGACAACUUCAGCUUUCGACUUUGACCCGUCUCGGUCGGGGGAAGGCAGCGAGCCAGACGAGGAAGAGUUUGCCAACGAGGAGGUUUGGGGCGAUGAGGAGGAUGUUGUCGAGGAGAUUGAAGUCGACGCGGCCGAUCUCGAAACGUUCAACCGAUUCAUAACGCCCACAAUGAACGACGACCCCCUUCUGACACACGGCUGGGACGGGAAGCCAGGCGAUGGUUCCGAGGGGCAAGCGCCGGGUACAAACCUGGCCGACCUAAUCAUGGCCAAGAUCGCUGAGAAAGAAGCCAUGCAGAGUGGGCGGCAAGAAGACCGCAACCCAGUUGAGGAGGACUACGAGUUGCCGCCAAAGGUGGUAGAGGUGUUCACAAAGAUUGGGCUCAUUCUUGCUCGGUACAAAUCGGGCCCGCUGCCGAAACCUUUCAAGAUUCUGCCCCAGAUUCCCCACUGGGAGGACAUCCUCCAGCUCACACGCCCGGAUUCAUGGACUCCGAAUGCGUGUUACGCUGCGACGAGGAUCUUCGUUUCAGCUAAGCCUCUGGUAGUGCAGCGCUUCAUGGAAAUGGUCAUUUUGGAGCGUGUCCGCGAGGACAUCUAUGAGAACAAGAAACUCAACGUCCAUCUGUUCAACUGCCUCAAGAGGGCUCUCUACAAACCUGCUGGCUUCUUCAAGGGAUUCCUGUUUCCGUUGGCAGCAUCUGGCACCUGUACGUUGCGUGAGGCGCAAAUCGUCUCUGCAGUUUUGGCUCGGGUCUCCAUUCCUGUACUCCAUUCAGCGGCAGCAAUCAAGACGCUGUGCGAUAUUGCCGCAGAGCAGGCCUCGCAGCAUUCCGAGUGUGUCAGCGCGACCAACUACAUGCUCAAGGUUCUCCUGGAAAAGCGAUAUGCGUUGCCUUGGCAAUGCGUGGACUCUCUCGUAUUCCACUUCCUCCGGUAUGCCGCAGCUGCCAGGGAGGGCGAUGCUGCUCCCAAGGCAUUGCCCGUUAUUUUCCACCAAUGCAUGCUUGUGUUCGCUCAAAGAUAUCGCAACGAUAUUACCGAAGACCAACGCGAAGCCCUCUUAGACCUCCUCCUGAACCAUGGUCACGACAAGAUUGCUCCCGAGAUCAGAAGGGAGCUUUUGGCUGGGCGGGGGAGAGGUGUUCCUAUCGAGAAACCCGGUCCUGCAUUCGAUGGCGAUGACACAAUGCUGGUGGACUCAUGAGAGCAAACCACCAAUAUUCGUCCCUAUUCGCCUUCGCUUUUCCUGUUGCGGAACACGAAGGCGACCCGCGUGUCCAGCUACAUGCCCUUCCUCCAUGGGAUGUUGUGGCCCACGUCUGAUUACGCAAUGACGGAGCGAAGGUUCGCCUGAGGUCGCUUGAUUCUAGAUGUGGGCUACUCAACGACGAGGGUUCUAACCCUACGGUCGACUUGGAAGAGGUUUCUAAAUCGUUUCCUUCUGCAAGUCCAGGUUUGGCACGCGAGUCACGGCUGCCUCGAGACCAAGGUUGGGUGUCGGGUGUGGUCAGGACCGCCAUAACGGGCUUCCUGCUCACGAGUAUGACGAGUUUAGAUGAUACCAUUUAGUCACGUCGGCGUGCCUCCGAUGACAAUUGAUUUGCAUGAUGUGAUGAUCAGUGAAUGGAGCUUUGCGAUGCGCCAUCGAUGAAUCGUGAGCAGCGAAAA
Parathielavia appendiculata is the source of this 2058-nucleotide messenger RNA. Its product is annotated as Bystin-domain-containing protein. The coding region runs from base 146 to 1594 and encodes 482 amino acids. Gene Ontology annotation, molecular function: snoRNA binding. The record is from RefSeq and is a predicted model, not a curated record. Lineage: Eukaryota; Fungi; Ascomycota; Sordariomycetes; Sordariales; Chaetomiaceae. Gene Ontology annotation, cellular component: preribosome, small subunit precursor; nucleolus; cytoplasm. The transcript is spliced from 7 exons. Gene Ontology annotation, biological process: rRNA processing.